Molecule: messenger RNA, 14010 nt
Organism: Cydia amplana
Lineage: Eukaryota; Metazoa; Arthropoda; Insecta; Lepidoptera; Tortricidae
Product: histone-lysine N-methyltransferase 2C
Exons: 40
Coding region: 10-12243 (4077 amino acids)
Biological process (GO): positive regulation of transcription by RNA polymerase II
Cellular component (GO): nucleus; MLL3/4 complex
Molecular function (GO): transcription coactivator activity; histone binding; histone H3K4 methyltransferase activity
Source: RefSeq, a predicted model, not a curated record
AUAGUAACAAUGACUUGGCGCUGCAUCGACUGCACCGUCUGCGAGGGCUGCGGCAACCGCGGCGACGACGGCCUACUCGUGCUGUGCGACGACUGCGAUACUGCGUGGCACACUUACUGCGCCCGGCCGCAGCUGGCCGAGGUCCCGAGAGGGGCCUGGCGGUGCGAGCGGUGCAGGAGGUGUCUCACUUGCGGGACCAGAGAGACCACGUCUUGGUGCGAGAACUACACAGAAUGCGGGCCGUGCGCGUCGCUAGUGAUGUGCUGCGUAUGUUCGGAGCCAUAUUCGGACGGAGAACUAAUUAUCCAGUGCGAAAAGUGUAUGCGAUGGCUGCACGCUUGCUGUGACUCGAUAAGGAGUGAGACGGAUGCCGAAACUUGUUGCAGAGCUGGCUACGUGUGCGUGGUGUGCCGCGGGCGCGACACGGCCCCGCCCCACCUGGCGGCGGCGCUCGAGGCCCCGCCCCCGCCGCGCGCGCCGCCGCCCACCGCGGCCGCGCUCGGGCUCGGCGGCGAGUACUACGUGGACGACGUGUGCCUCAGCCAGCGCGGCGCGCACCACAUGAAGCAGCUCGAGGCCGAGAUGGGCAUCACGCACACCAGGCGGAAGAGGCGCUUCAAGAACGAGACCACCGAGAAGGACCAAGUGGUUCAGAACGCGGACGUCGAGAUGCCAGACGACUCCAAGCCAGACAGCACGGCCGAAGUUAAGGAGGAACCUGGUAUAUCAAACGCCAACCUUAAAGAGGGCAUACUCUGGAACGUAGUUAACGAAGGCCCCCCGCCCGAAGGCUUCACCGUGUACACGACGGAGUCCGGGCUGACCGUGCUGCGGAGAAAGAGACAGAGAAACCUGAACAAGCUGGGGAUUGGCGGGUUCGUGGUGCGACAGAGACAGAACACCAAGGCGCAGGCCGAUGAUGAGAAGGAUGGUGAUGGGACGCAGGCGUCGGGAGAAUCGCCGGGCAACAAGCGUAAGCCGCGUCGCAAGCCGCGCUCCAAGCUGAUGGAACAGUUCCCGUCUUACAUGCAGGAGGCGUUUUUCGGGAAGGAACUGUUGGAACCUGCCAAGCCGGCUGUCAGUUCUACUGGCAACCCGUCGUCCAGCCCCGGCGGCCUAGCGCGUCCCGGGACGCCCGAGGGCUACCGCGAGCUGCGCGACUUCCGAUUGGAGCCCGAUAAUUCCGAUAGUGACGACGAGGAGGUGCUCGCAGCGCUCACCACCUUCAACGAGAACGACAGCUCCUACAUUAUCACUCUCAAUACCGAGGAAGUAGAGUUCCUAAACACCCUAAAGCCCAAAGUGGAGAAAGACGACCCUGACCACUCAAAAAUCAAGACUGAAGUCACCGAAGACGGCGUGAAGCAUACAGAGGACUCCACGGCUCUGAAGAACGCGAUCCUCGGCCCGCAGCCCGCCGAGAGUGAGCCAUCUGUGCCUUCCGAGAUACCCACUGUCCACAGUACUAAGACUGAAACUAUCAGCAGCGAAACGGGCGGAUCGUCCCAAGCGUCGACUAUAUCGCCAAAAGACGACCUGUCGCUAUUGGGCGUCAAUCUGGACGCCAUGGUGAGAGACACUCUCCCCGAUAUGGACAGCAACGAUGUCGAUGAGAUAUUCAAGGGCGUGCUGACUGAUGAUUCACAGGAAUCUCAAGAAUCAUCCGUAUCAUACGUGAACUCCAUGUCCGGCACGCCGUACUCGCAGCAGCGGCAGCAGCUGCAAAGUCCGAUGGAAUACGCGUCGCCUUACCACACCGACUUCGGCGGGAGCAGCAGUAACAGUGCUCUGAGCCCGCUGUUCUCGGAUUGCGGCGGCGGCGCGUGGGGCGGCGACCAGCCCGCCGCGCCGCAGCCCUCCUACAACCAGCGCUCCGCCGAGAAGAUGCGCGCCGACGAGAGCCUAGGCCCGGCCGCGACCAUAUCUGCAGUCCUAUACGCGAACACCAACCACCCCGAAUGGAAGACCGAGUUCCCCAACUGGACCGACCGCUGCAAGCAAAUACUGAAGAAGUGGCGCGCGCUCCCCGUAGAGCAAAAAGCACCUUAUUUACAGCGAGCCAGGGACAACAGGAGCGCUAUUCGCAUGAAGAAAGCACAGCAGAGCGGAGGCAGCUUGGAGCCGGAGGCGCCGACGACGCCGACGCCGCCAGCGGAGCGCCCCGGGCCGGAGCAGGAGCGCGCGUGCGGGCAGCAGCGCAGCGCGCGGGAGGCCGAGCAGGAGAGGCAGUGGAAGCAACUGCAGCAGUUGCGGCAGCAGCAGACCCAGCAGCAACAGCAGAUCAUUCAUGAUCAGCGGAUACAAGCAGCGAUGCAGCGGCUCCGAACGCCGGACCCCGAGCCGCCUUCACCAGCGCCCGAAGCCCCUCGCAGCGCCUUUCCGACCCAACGGUUCCAAUACGCCAACGAUGAAAACAUCAACCGGCAGCUGCGCGACCUGCUGCAACGGCACCCUGAGAAGAUGUGGCCUGGACAAGGGAGCACGGAAGAAGGCGGCGGCCCCACAGGGCUGGAGGGGCAGCCGUUCCGCCAUCCGUUGCCUGUAGGGCUCCGACCUCGAGCUCCGCUCGCGCCCGGGCAGCGCCCUGAACAUCCUCUUCUUAUGCACCAACGGCUGGUAGCACCCGAUGGCACGCCUAUACAGCAAAACGUCGGGAACCAGGGGCAGCAAGUUGUCGAACAGAAACCACAUGUCAUGCCACAGCCCAACGCUCAAGGCGGAGAGAGCAAACAGGAGCCCGGAGAGCACGGGCACGACGAAAUGGACAUGGGCGAUAUGGACAAACUGGAACAGGACGCUGGAAACAUUGGCGAGGUUGGCGACAUCCUCACCGGCCUAGGCGGGGAAGACGACGAGGAACUCCUUGAGUCCCUGACAGCCGAAAUCGGGGAGCAGUUCAACAUCCUAGAGUACGCCGACCCGGAGCUGGCGGCGCUCAACGACGCGGAGCACAUCCUCGACGGGCUGGAGCUGGAGGAGGUGCCCGAGCGGCAUGCCAAGAGGGAGCAUCCCAUCGAGGAAUCUGAACAGAAGCCGGACACCAAGAUGGACAGCGAGCUGCAGAAAGCGGUGAAAAACAUCGAGGCCUCGCAAUGCAAACCGGAAGACGACAAGCCGCGGUUGCCGCACCAGCAAAUGCUACAGUCGGCGAUGCAGGCGAUCAAGUCUGAGGUGAAGCUGGAAGGUUCUGAGGUGAAGACGGAGCCCGAGUGGCGCGCGAGCGGCGCCGCGCCGCGCCAGCUGUUCCCGCAGACCUUCCCCGCCGCCCGCCUGCAGCAACAAGGCAUGGUGCAGCACGGGCAGUUCACCGGAGCACCACAGAUGGGGCAACAGCUGGCGCGCCCGCUGCAGUUCCAGCACCACAUGCAGUUCGCACAGGGCGGCGCCAGCAGCGUCAACUCGGCGAGCAUCGUCAAUGCCAUGCAGGCGCAGGUGAAGGCGGCAAUGCAGGCCGGACGCAACAUCGCGCCGGGCACGCGGCUCGUGGGCGCGGACGGUGCCGUGGGCGUCGUGCGGCACGACCGCACCGUGCAGCUUCACACACUGCCGCACUCAGCGACAGUGGGUGCUGGCGUUUCUCGGCCGCCGCCGCCACCGCCGUACCCCGGCACGCUGCGUCAGCCUCAACCACCACCGCCACCGUACCCACAGUCGCUCAACAGCAAGCAGCGGCAGUUGCGCAAGUCUGGCAACGAGCUGAUGCCGAACGACGCGGCGGAGCUGCGCCGGGUGUCGGCCGAGCAGGCCGCGCUGCAGAAGCACCUCGAGGCGGCCAGGAAGCAGUCCCGCCAGCACAGCAUGCUCAUACAAGAAUACGAGACGAAACAACGCCAGCAGAAUCCUCAGUUAGCACAACAAUCUGUUAUAAGCCAACAACAGAUCACGACCAACCAGACCGUCUACACUCAGAACCAGAGCAUUCCUCAAUCGCCGCAAAUGCAACAAACCGCCAUCAACCGGCCGAUGCAAAUAGGCCUGCAGGGAACUGUUCAGCAGCAACAGAUUAUAAGGAACCAGCAAACUGUCCUAAGCUCAGACGGACAGCAGAGGAUAGGUCUAGUGACGUCGCCGCUCAACGCCCAAGGCCGCAUCCUCCAAAGCGGACGAACGCUAGUGAUAGAACAAACGGGAUCGCCUCAACAGCAACUAGUCAGGCAGCUUUCCGGGGUUCAAGAGAGACCACAAUCCGUCGGAAUGGUGCAAUUCGGGCAGCAGCAACUUGGAGUACGGAACACAAUGCCCGCGGGCGCUCAGACUCCACGACCGGCCGGCACGAGACCCGCCAUGUCGCCGCUACACGUGCAAUCCCCACAUUCACAAUCUCCUCUACAUUCCCUAGCGCCACAGUCGCCUUUACACCAUCUGACUUCUCCUAUGCAAUCGCCGCUGCAUUCCCAACAAUCUCCUUUACACCACACGUCGCAAUCACCUUUACAUCCCUCGACGCAAUCACCUCUCCACACCCAGCAGUCUCCGCUCCACUCCCAACAGUCUCCUAUGCAUGUGCAGCAGUCUAACGUGCCGCAGCAAUCCCCGAUGCAUCAAAGUCCUAUGCACCAGAGCCCUAUGCAUCCGCAACAGAGCCCAAUGCAUCAACAAGGCUCGAUACAUCAGCAGAGUCCAAUGCACCAGCAAAGCCCAAUGCAUCAGUCUCCAUUACACCAACAGAGUCAAAUGUCUCAGCAAUCGCCGAUGCAUCCUCAGCAGUCGCCGAUGCAUUCGCAACAGUCGCCUAUGCACCUGCAGCAGUCGCCGAUGCACACGCAGCAGAGCCCGAUGCAGUCGUCGAUGUCGCCGCAACAUUUCUUGCAACAGUUGCAAGCUCAGAGGACGAGUCCACAGUUGCCGACGCCUAGUAGGAGUCCACAAAUAUAUCAACAAUCACAAAUACAAAGCCCGGUUUCGUCGCAUUCACCUCAGAUGCAGGCGGAUUAUACGACGAGUCGCUUCUCACGGCCAGCGCCCGGUUGUUCCCCAUUGCCCAACCGCUUCGCCAGGCCUCCGCAUCACCAGCAAGGAAUGAGAGUGGGAGUGCCGUUCGGCAGUCGGCAGCAAACGUCGCCGCUCGGCAGCCCACAGCCUCUGCCUUCACCCGGCAACCCUGCUAAUGAGAUAGCGCGGCAACAAAUGCUGCAGCGGCAGCAGUACAGCCCGAUGGGCGGCGCGCCUCCCUCGCCGUCCCUGUCUCGCUCGCCGCACGUGCGCACGCCCACCCCCUCCGCGUCGCCCGCCGCCUCGCCCGCGCCGCACGCCGACCACGGCGGCGGACACCACCACCACAUGGCGCCCAUCCCGCCCGGAUACAGAUACUUCAAGGUUGGCCUGUUCGGCGGCGCCCCCGUGUGGCCCAACAAGGACGACGACCGCCGCAGGCCACCCCACAUCAACAAAGUAUCCAUAUUGAAGCGGCGAACACCGCCGCGCCCGAGGUUCGCCGGCAAGAGCGCCCCCGGCACCUCCGACGAGCGACCCUCCGAGGAAUCCGCCAGUCAGAGCCCCAGCGAAACGAGAGAGUUCGUACUCUACUCGUCUGAUGGCGUAGAAUACUCGGCCAUGUCCGACGACGCCGCGAGAAUGGGCUUCGCGAAAGACGACGAUGACGAUAUAGAGGAAAUAGUCGAGGAACACCUAGACGAUGCGGAUAUAGUGGUAGUGGAGCCGGGGGCGAUGUCGCCCGAGGAGCGGAUCGCGACCGAGGAGGACUUCGAGGAGCUCAUCGACAGCGGGAAACCCGAGGACGAAAUGGAGGAGGAAACUAUGCCUGAGAAAACUACCACCAGAACCGAGACUACAACUAAAACGGUAGCUGUCAUAAGCUUGUCCACGGCUAAUAAAGCUUCCCCUAACGUACAGCAGUACAAGCUGGUGAAUCCGUCACAAGGCAAUGCUCUGUCGAGGCUGCCGGUCUUAAGCGCCACCGUGCUCUCUCCGCAUGCCAACAAUAAGAUUCUAAACGAAGUCUCACAAGCUACUGUCGCUUCUGUUUCUAUCGCAAACCAGACCAUUUCAGUGCCCGUGUUAAAGAGCCUCUCCGUUCCUAUCGGCGGUCAUGGUACCGGUGCGAAACCUCAGCUCAAAAAAGUGCCUCUUAAUUUAAAUAAUCCACCCUUAACUAUCAACAUGUCCACGCACCCGCAAUCGAAGCCGAUCAGCUCGGUCAUCAGCGUUAUAUCUUCAAAUAUACCUAAAACGGCAACCCUGAACCCAGUGAUUACGCUCGCCACGUCCAAUACCGCGGCCGGCGCUUCCAGAGUACCGGUGUCGAUACUAACGCAACAUCAAGUCAAACAAAAGAUCGUCAAAACCAUUGAAAAGCCAAUGGCUUUGUCUCUAUCUAAUACUAAGCUCUCUAGUCUCUCAGUGACGCAUGACGCGACAUUGCCGGCAAAGAUAUUCCAAGAUGAUGUGGCAUCCCCUGACAGCACGGUCGCCUCUGACACACACGCAGACAAAGAAAUACACCAAAUAACUACCAACGCGCAACAUUUGGGUGCCAUGACCUCUCAAGGAUUAGCCCAUUUAGACCAUAAACCACCUCCAAUAAUCAAAGAAACAAGCAAAGAUAUCGACAUUGAGACUGAAAUCAGUCAGCAGACUGAACUGCCACAUUCGUUAUGUAUAACUGAUAGAACGCCAUUGCUGCUCGGAAAGGCGGACAUAAAAAGCCCCGAUCCUAUACCAGAAAAGAUUCCCGACAACAUCAUGGAAGGGGACGACGAAGAUAAACCUGAAGACAGUCUACAAAGUAACCUGUUACUCUCUUAUAACAAAUCGAUCUCUGAUCAGUCACAAAAUACGUCAGCAGCUGACAAACAAGCGCAAGAAAACGUGGUAAAGACCAUUAAAGCUAUCGCGAACCAAACUAAAGAGAUGGUCAUCGAUUCCAACAUGCAAAUCACAUCCGAUAUGGCUCAAGAAUCCGUACAGAUUUCCAUACCAUCCCCUACCCCGUCACAGGAGAGGUAUUUGAAUGACAUCACUAUGCAAGAACACGCGGAAACUGUGGAAGGUAAUCAGAAACGCGUGGAGACGUUCGAAGACAUGCUGUGCAUGCUAGAGAAUAUAACAGAUGACGCUAAACCGUUUGGUAUGAAGCAACCUAACCCUAAAACGAAUCCACAAACUCAUGCUCCACAAAAUCCCAACAUAAAUCCUGCCCUAAAACCGGAAAAUAAGGAGCCAAUGGAGCAACACGGUUUCCCUAAACGAGAUACGGACAGAUUGAGCUUACAGUCCGCUACAGUGCCUCAGCUCUCUCCACUCUCUCAACCAUCAGAGUUACAAUCUAACAUGGCGAACGUAUCCCAACAACUGCGGACCAUCAUGUCUUCCCUAAAUACAGCCACGUCGAAAGUGGAUGUCCAAACUGUAUCAUCGCUAAUGAGAAAAAAUAGUGACGCCACAGCACCCACGCAAGUCAAUUUCGAGAACCUUCUGCCGUCAUCCAAAGUCGAAGUUGCCGCUUCGCGGCCGUCACCGGUGCAGAGGAUGGAGAAACCGAUAACGUCUAUCCCUAAUUCAGACAGUUUGCCGAUGAGCGCGGCACAAAUGCUCGGAUCCCGAGUCAACACGCUAUCAUCAAUGGGUCAGAAUAGAAAAUCUCCUACAGUGUCUCCCAUAAACUCUCCUGUAGGCAUGCAAAAUACGUUAAUGAAAUCCCCCGCUCAAUCACCCCUGAUCACUAACCAGGGCUUCUCUUCCAACGAAGACAUGAACGCUACGUCUGUAGCUUCCCAAAUUAUUCAAAUGCCAGCGCUCUCUAAAAUACACAGCUCGUCCGCGCCGCAGUCCAUAAUGCAUUCCAACAAUACUAUUACGACUACUGUCAGCGGAUUCCAAAAAGGACCACCAUUACCCACGAGCAUAUUAGGGCAUACAUUGCUUCAGCCCACAAGACAAAUUAAUACAAGCAAUCUCCCUUUUAACCCUCAAAGCAUUAGCUCUAGUCAACCCCCAGCGUUGGUAAUGACUUCGCGACCUGUGAUGGGCAAAGAACCACCGCCAAACGUGACCGUCCGCGCGCACACAUUAGUUAGCCCAGGAAUGAGCCAAAUGAACCAAAUGCAGGCGAAACCUGCCCAGGGACCAAUUAAUUUCAUCACGUCUUCCAAACUACUGCAUACGCAACUAACUUCGCCGUUAAAAAGAUCAAAAUCCACUGAUGAACCCAAGACAGAAGUUAUUGUAGGUCACAUACAGCCCACUAAGAGGCACAGCGUGGAAUCGGUCAUUGUGAAAUCGGAACCAAUGGAGACCGACGAGCCGACGGCGACUUCCACGAUCGUUACAGACAACGCUGGCAACAAAAUCAUACAGAGUUCACCCAAUCAGAGGAAUGAUGAGUCUCAAAAUGUGUUGUUAAAACAACUGCUGCAGACAACUACCUCGGCCGCAACUGUUGUCCCGCAGCGGACGAUUACUAUGCAAAGAACCGCACCGGCUUUAGGGACAAUACCCUCGCUAGAAGCCCAGCUAGCUAGACCUUCAAUUCCACCACCUACCCUAUCCUUGUCACAAGAAGUGGAAAUACCUAAAAACUCGCCGCGACAAAUAAUGACGCAUACGCAUAAUACACAAGUCAGUUCUCCGUACACUAGUCGACCGGGCAUGCAACCUAUCCAGACGAUGCAAGGCAUGCCCAUGCAGACUUCUAUUCCGACGUCUUCCAUGUCACCUUUGAUGCACUCCUCCACGCAGUCGCUCAUGGACGUACGAAAACCGAGUAUGAAAAUUAUGACUAAAGAAGAGACCACUCCGCUGCCGGAGAGUUCACCGACAAUCAAAACGAUGCCAAUGUACCCCAUGGGCAUGGACGCUCAACAACUCCAUCAAGCGAUAAAGAAGGAAGUGACGCCGCCGCAACAAAGCCCUGUCAUGAGACCUUUCACUCCCAUGGAUGUUAAGAAAGAGCUGCUCGAUGAGAGUUCCCAGCAAUCCGCCACUUCUGGAAUCUCCACUGCUUCAGACCAAGGGAAACUCGACCAGCCCAUGAAGGAAGAGUUUCCUGAAAGCGUCAACAUGGAUCCUUCCGCCGAAGCUAAUGCUCCAGAAACGCCUUCCGAAGCCAAAAAACGUAAGAGGCGAGAAUAUCAGCAGAAGAAGAGGAAACAACUACAACUGAACAUGAAAAUGGCCGCGGAGAACAACGUGAGUGCGGCGAACGCCAAGAAGAGACCGCGAAAGGGUUCACGCUACGAGGAAGACUAUGACACGUUUAUUGACAAUCUGAUGGCUCAACUCCGACUUCUGCAGCCAAUGCAAAUUCAAGAACCGUCCCUAACUACUAACUUUGCAGUCUGCCCACUUUUCGGGUCCGGAGACUUGACAAAGUUAAAGAACAAGGACUACGAUAUUAUGAAGGGUGAUCUGGUUGGUGAAUUCGGCAACGCAAAGAUUCCGAAUGUCGCCGAUUACUACAACACGAAGCCUUUCGGAGAUGACGAGCCUCUCCCGGAGAAACCGCAAGCGUCUACUCAAAGAGGGUUCUACGAUCAAGAAUUCCAACCGAUCGUGUUUGAUGAAGAUCCUGAAGACAAGAAACUGGACUUCAUUUGUAAGGAGCGAGACACGGAUACUCCAGAUAGCAUAGUAAGCUGUUCGAGUCCCGAGUGCCUUGAUAUUGAACCAGCGAACCGCUUCCCUGGUCUAAAAUUCAUUGAUGACGACGAGGAAGAUGAGGACAGUGAUUCCGCAAUGUCCGGUAAAGUGUCCCCGAUCAUACCUCUCAUCGCGCCUGUUCCCAUCAGAGUCAAACCUGUCUCACUGUUCCACUUGAAGGACGAAGAUGGCUCGACGGCGCUGAAGUGCCUCGACUCAGGCUCACCCAUGAAGACUGUCGACUCACCUGGCAGCACAGAGAGCAACGAAAACGUAACAGUAACACUAACAUUAACAUCCGGUGCCGCUGAAGACAUACUAGGCGUAUUGAAAGAACUUGCGGGAAUUUUACACAUACCACCGCCAACUUCCUACCAAAUCGUAGAAAGAACAGCUACGCCACCGUCCCACAAGUUGGGGCUGUACAGGUCAAAAGGUAAAGAUGGGAAGGAGGGGACGCCUAUUGACAUUCAAAGCAUACUCAACGGAGCGGCUAAGUUCUGCCGUCACUGUGAUGUAGUCAUCUUAGAUUCGGUCGUCAGAGCAAAAGCGUCCGAAUUCCCUUUGCUAUCAGCGAACAAAGGCAACGCCGAAGACAUCCUGUGCGAUAGCGAUUCAGAAUUAUACUUCUGUAGCACGCAAUGCUACGAACGAUUCGCUUGGCGGCCCACAAACAUCAUUCUAGACGGGAAGUCGAAAGCACCCGUAAAAGAGGACGUCAAGUCUGACAACGAGACAAACCUAUCUAAAGACCGUGAUGACUUCGACACGGCGUCCACAGAGAGCAUGGAAACGGACGAUUUAGACAUCAAACCGGACAUCAAGGACGAAAAAAUGGACCUGUCCUUCAUAGACUCACUGGACAAUGACGAGUUAAUGAAAGAAGUCGGCGAGGACGUCGGAUUAGGCGGCUUAGACGAAGACCUCAAGAACGAAUCAGACGAAAAGAGCAACCAGAGCGUAGAGAAGGAAAAAUACAGAGGCAUUCGCUACAAAGCGUGGUCGCCGGGCUGCAUCGGGCCGCCCGUCAAGUACAAGAGGCCCACGGACCGGGAGCUCACCGAACUAGUGUUCAGAACUGGGGUUGCUAUAAUGCCGGUGACUACGGAAGAUUCUAGACGUUGCGAGCUAUGCGGGAUUCAAGGGGACGGAGUGGCGGAUGGUGUUUCAAGGCUACUGAAUUGUGACGUGGAUCGAUGGGUGCACCUGAACUGUGCGCUGUGGUCUGAGGGAGUGUACGAGACGGUGAGCGGCGCGCUGAUGAAUGUGGAGACAGCGUUGGCGGCCGGCUCUAAUGCCACGUGCGCCGUGUGCCGCCGCCUCGGCGCCACCGUGCGCUGCUUCAAGGUGCGGUGCGGCAGUGUGUACCACCUCGGCUGCGCCGUCAAAGACAACUGUGUCUUCUACAAGAACAAGACUGCUUUCUGCGCUUCACACGCACCCAAGAGCGAAAAAGAUAACGAACUGACAACCCUAAGCGUGCAACGUCGCGUGUACGUGUCGCGCGACGAGCAGCGCCAGGUGGCGUCGGUCAUGCUGCACUCGGACACCAACCACCUCAUCCGAGUGGGCGGCCUCAUCUUCCUCAGCCCCGGGCACCUGCUCCCGCACCAGCUGGCCGCCUUCCACACGCCCAACUACAUCUACCCUAUCGGAUAUAAGAUCGUGAGAUUCUACUGGUCGAUGACGCGCGCCAACGCGCGCUGCCGCUACGUGUGCUGGAUCUCGGAGGAGGCGGGGCGGCCGCGCUUCCACGUGCGCCUGCAGGCCGAGCUCGAGCAGGACAUGAGCGCGCCCACGCCGCGCGCCGCCUGGGCCAAGGUGUUAGACGCGGUGGCGGCGUUGCGCGAAGCCCGCGGGGAGUCCGGCGUGCUGAAGCUGUGGCCCAACUACGUGACGGGCGAGGACCUGUUCGGGCUGACGGAGCCUGCCGUCGUGCGGGUGCUCGAGAGCCUCCCCGGCGUAGAAACCCUGACGGACUACCGGUUCAAGUUCGGUCGGUCGGCGCUGCUCGAGGGCGGGCUGGCGGUGAACCCGUCCGGCUGCGCGCGCGCCGAGCCGCGCGGGCGCGCCUCGUGGCGCCGCGUGCCCGCCGCGCGCGCCGCCGCGCCGCCCGGGCCCGGGCCCGCGCUCGCCGCCGACCACCCCGCCUGCCCCUACAGCAAGCAGUUCGUGCACACCAAGAGCAGCCAGUACAAGAAGAUGAAGUCCGAGUGGCGGAACAACGUCUACCUCGCCAGGUCGAAGAUCCAGGGGCUGGGUCUGUACGCGGCUCGAGACAUCGAGAAGCACACGAUGGUGAUCGAAUACAUCGGCGAGAUCAUCCGCUCCGAGCUCUCCGAGAUCCGCGAGAAACAAUAUGAGGCGAAGAACCGGGGCAUCUACAUGUUCCGGCUGGACGAGCGGCGCGUGGUGGACGCCACGCUGUCGGGCGGGCUGGCGCGCUACAUCAACCACUCGUGCCAGCCCAACUGCGUGGCCGAGGCCGUCGAGGUGGACCGCCAUCUGCGCAUCAUCAUCUUCGCCAAGCGACGCAUCGCGCGGGGGGAGGAGUUGGCGUACGACUACAAGUUCGACAUCGAGGACGACGCACACAAGAUCAUGUGCAUGUGCGGCGCGCCCAACUGCCGCAAGUGGAUGAACUGAACGCCACCAACAGUACCGAACACCGGACACGACUCGCAGUAGAUAGCUAGUGAGCGAACCUCUAUUCUUAUAGUAAUGGUUUCGUUUUAGAGGAAAAAGGCUAUGAAACCUAGUUUUUACCAAAGUGAUUUUAGUACCCCUAGUGUUAAGUGUAAAAAGUCUUAGGUAACCGAUUUCACUUUCUCGAGCUGGCAAGUGUGAUUUAGCCGUAAGAAUAAUGAUUUACAGAUAAUCUAUAGUUUAUUAUAAUUUUAUAUGUGGACGUCGCGACGUUUGAACACUUUUUGUACAUAAUAUUAAAUCGGUAUAUGAAACGUUGUUAUUGAAUUUUGAUGUUUUAGAUGUGACAUUUCAUAGCGUACUGAUUGGAGUAUUUUUAAUUUAAUAUUUUGAUGUGUUCUAUGAACGUUCGGUAUGGCCGCUGUUUUCUAUUGACAUUUUAUUGGUUUUAAUUUAAAUAUAUUUUUUCAUGGAUGACUUUCUAAAUUGUUGUUGAAUCUUAUACAAAUAAAAUAAUGAAUCGAUAUGGAAUAGUAGAAUAGUUUUGAUAAUCUCACAGCAAUGAAGUACUUUAGGUAACCAAAUAGAAGAAUAUGCAUUUAGUACACUAGGCACGAGUAUAUUUUAUGAAGUAUCAUUACAUAUGCCUUGUGGUGCCUGUUUUGUACGUCGUAGUACGUUAACGUUACGGUAGGUUACACGACACCACAGCACGCCUUGGUCCGCCCGACCCACCCUACAUAUACUAACUAGUGUAUACGUAUUUAUGUAGCGUAGCGCUCGCGCGACUAUUCUGUCACUCUUACUCUAGUGAAGCUAGUGAACUAUUACGAUACCGGUCAACGUAGUCACUUAAAAAUACACUCAAUUUUAUUUUAUUUUGAUCGUCUUAUAACAAUGUUAGAACUAUGAAAUAAAACUAUUUAUUAUAAGUGUCAGAUCAUAUUUUUUUCAGACGUCAGACUGCACUUUGAUAAGACAUACUUAGGUAAUGAAUUUUCCGCGAGCUGUAGGUAGUGUAAUUUAUAUGAAUAGGUUAUUUUUCCAAAUGUGAUAUUACCUCACACGGCGUCACAUGUUCAUUUUGUAGUGGCGACUUAGAUCUAGUGUUAGCUAAGUAUCGCGUAGGAACUGUAAAGUUGUCCAAGCUGGACUGCGACGCGACGCGUUACGGAUAAGCGUAUCAAAGCCGGCUGUGACUGUCACUUGUCCUAUGUUAGAUCAGUUUGCGUAUGUAUAAAGGUCGCAACGCGUUGCGUCGUUCACCUGGACGACGGUAAUUCUCCUCGGUAAACAAAGUGAUAUGAUAUAUAUAGGCAGUAGAGCGACGCCCGGCCCGGGCUGAAUUCUCUGUCAAUAAUAUCUUAGUUCGAGUUUAUAGAAAUUUAUUUGAACACGAAGUUGCCAUCUACCAAUGUUAUGAAAUCAUGCAAUCUAAUUUUAAGUGUUAAAUGUGCAAUACCGUAUCUUGACUACAGAUUGUAAAUAAUCCGCUGGUAGUAUCUUUAUUACUUAUAUUGUAAUCGCGAAAUAGUUUUUUAAAAGUUGUACUACAAUAAUUCUUUCAAUUAUUAUGUUCUCAUUGCUUUUAUAUUGACUUAUUUAUUUAAAGCAUUCCCAUAAUAUUGCACUGAUUUAAAAGUCAAUCCAAUCUAAUGUUUCAGAGUUAUGUAUGACAAUGUUUGUAAAUUGAAUACUGUAGAAAUAUUUCUAUACAAUAAUAUUUUUAUUGCAUUAUUUUCCUAUCAUUAAACCUUAAUUAGUAAA